UACAGGAACCUAUCCUAGGAGGAAACUGCACAUGAAUCCAUGAAAGACAGACCACAACCCCAGCUUUGACAGACUAUGAAUUGCUGGAAAGGAGCCAUAGGCAGCAACUGGAUUUAUCCCACAGUCAUCAUUUGUGCGAAUGGAUUUUUUUCCACAAUGAGGCCAUCAGAAUCUUUCCUCACUCCUUACUUAAGUGGACCAGACAAAAACCUAACAAUUGAACAGGUUACCAACCAGAUUUUCCCCGUUUGGACAUACUCCUACCUCGCACUCCUGCUCCCAGUUUUCCUGAUUACAGACUACGUGCGCUACAAGCCCGUCCUCCUCCUCCAGGGCAUCAGCUACAUCGUCACAUGGCUCUUGCUCCUCUUCGCUCACGGCGUGGUGGCCAUGCAGGUGAUGGAAUUCUUCUACGGGAUGGUGACAGCCACCGAGGUUGCCUAUUACGCCUACAUCUACAGCGUUGUCAGCGCCGAUCGCUAUCAGAGAGUGACGAGCUAUUGCAGGAGUAUCACCCUUGUUGCGGCCACAGUUGCUGCAGUGCUGGGACAGCUGCUGGUUUCCUUGGCAGACGUAUCCUACUUUCAUCUCAACGCCAUUACCCUCGCUUCUGUGUCCCUGGCAUUCCUGUGUUCCUUUCUCCUCCCGAUGCCCCAAAAGAGCAUGUUCUUCCAUAAAAAAGGUGUCUCUGAAACCCUCCCACAACCACAAAAACCUGUGGCUACACUCAGUUCCAACGGGCCAUCGAGCUGCCAACAACAGGACAAGGACUGCGCAGCUGCUGACACGGGACCAGCACCACAACAGCAGGCUGAACAGCCCAAGCCCCAGAACCACAUGCUCAGAGUACUGGUGCAGCUGAGCAGAGACUUGAGGGAUUGCUACAGCUCUAGGAAGCUGCUUUACUGGUCCCUGUGGUGGGCUUUGGCUACAGCAGGCUUCAAUCAGAUUGUGAAUUACAUCCAAGUGCUGUGGGAUUUCAGAGCCCCCUCUCACAGCUCUGCAGUGUACAACGGAGCUGUUGAAGCAAUAGCAACUUUUUUAGGUUCAGCAACAUCCAUGGCAGUUGGAUAUGUCAAAGUAGACUGGGAUCUUUCUGGAGAACUGGCUUUGGGAAUGUUCUCCGCAAUGGAUGCUGGUUCUCUGUUUCUCAUGUACUUUACAGACAACAUCUGGGCAUGUUACGCUGGUUACCUUGUAUUUAAGGCAUGCUACAUGUUCCUUAUAACAAUAGCAACGUUCCAGAUUGCUGUCAACCUAAGUAUGGAGCGUUAUGCAUUGAUGUUUGGCUUCAACAACUUUGUUGCACUGGUGAUCCAGACAAUUUUGACUGUUAUUGUAGUAGACCCAAAAGGUCUAGGACUGGAUAUCAGCACCCAGUUUCUCAUUUAUGGCAGCUACUUUGCAUUCAUAGCUGGAAUUUUCCUGACCAGAAGCAUAUACAUCAUUAUCUCCAUCAAAUGCAGAAAUGCCAGCGUGGCUCAUGAACCUAUUGAUCAUUAAGGGGAAAGAGAUGAAAAGAAUGGUUGCAAGCAACAAUGCAGAAGGCUGCAUCAUCCGAACAACUAAUUAGCGAAAACAAUGCUCAAUCAAUCAAGACUGGUCAAUGACGGAAAAGGCUGUUUAUGAGCCUUCAGCACAAAGAGCUUUGUAAACAGCAUGAUGCAUUUUUUCCCAGUUCUCUUCACCAACAGUUCUAAUCCCAGACAAUCCUCAAACACUUUUCUAUUUCAACUCAAAUUUAGUUAUGCAGUCCUGACACCAAAACUUGUGUUAAUGCUCAAUGAGCACAAUAGGAGGCAAUUUCAUACAGAUGCCUGAACCUCACAACAGAAGAGCUUACAGAAUACAACCUUUGAACUUUUCACUUCUACUGAGUAUUUUAAUUAAAGGCAAUUUACCAUUAAAUAUAAGACUUUCAAACAUGCCCGUAGAACCUAAAGAAGUAAUUGCCCCAUAGCAGCAGGAUGACCUGUAGGAAAGUUUACCACCAAAACUUUUUGGUGACUUGCACUUUUUCAACUGGAAGUUGACAUGCAUUUUUAAAGCAAGUUAAUGCAAGUAGCAUCUAACCACCCCCCCCUCCCCAAAAUGCUACCUCAGUAGGUUCAGAGGGAUUACUACAUUCUCACAAAUGACCAAAUGCUGUAACUUAUCUGUGGAGGCAAAUUUUUUUUAAGCCAGCCACAGGGAGAAUUCAAUUUCUAUACAAGGCAGUCAUACUUAAAUAAGAACGCUUAAAAUUCUAGAUAUAACUAAAGCUAAUCAGACUUUCAACUGUGUUCAAUAAUGGCCACUUUGGAGUCAUUUAUAUCAGCAGCAAUUUUCAUUAUGUUCCUCUACCACAAGGUACAGGUUAGUCAAGAGAGAAUUGCUGUUUUCUGCUUUUUAGCUCACAAUAAAAAUCAUAAUUCCUUUUAAAACAUAACUUUUUAAAACUUCUUGAGCUUACCUUUAUGCCCCAGUAAUUUCUCCCUCCAACAGAGGAGAACAUUUGCAUCAUAUUUAUGGCUCUCUUUCAGGAUUCAAACCAAAUUUGGUCCUUUUCAAACUAACCUGUAUCGAUAUUUGUUUCAAUGCAGCGCUUGGGAAGUAUGCAACCAUUAAAUUAAUAACUAAACCGCAGUACCUAGGCAUCCAUCUGCCUUGCAGAGUUCAUGAUGUACCUCCUCCAGCAUCAUCUUAAACAUAUGGUAACUGAUAUAUCAGGAUUAAAAGUAUUACUCCAGAAGCUCACCAAAUUAAUUUCUGUAAAAGAGGGAUAAAGUUAUCAAGUAAAAUGCUUUGACAUUAAAGCAAAAGAAGAUACCUAGAAGUUAAUGGGAGUAUAGCUUUUUGGCAACUAUGACAGUCAUGUGAACAACUGCAUGAACAACUGUAGAAAAUUUUAAGACAAGACACGAUUUCUAAUCAUGGGAGAAAUAUUUAUUCAUUUUGUACUUAUAGCUUUUAUAAAAAAGUCAAGGCAGCUAUGGUGUCAGUUUCUGUUCAAUAUGAAGGAGAUUCAAGACAAUACAAGAUCUUCAGCCACUUGUCUAGAGUUUGAUGAAGUUAGCAAACAUACACUAAACUGGUGUGGUUGGGUAUAAAGUAAGAAUUGGCAGCCUUUUAUGCAUUCAAGCUAGUAAUGGAAAAAUAAGACAUUCUGCUAUUUCUGCAGCAUAAUUUAAAUAUGCAGCCUUGCAUAUUUAAAUGAAUUCCAGUAUCUUUUAGCAGUAAACAGCUUCAUUUAGGUCAGAACAACUUGUCCAAAGCCUAGCUUAUAUCAAUUUAGAAAUUAAGGGAGCACAGGAUUGUUCCCCUUCCACAGCGUGGUCUUCAUCUCACUGAAGAGACAUUCAGUUCUCUGCAAUAAGUAUAUUUAAGUGUUCCACAAAUCCUUCUAAACCCUUGAAGAUUCCCAUUCUUUACUGUAUUCCUGUGUCAUUAUUCCAAAACAGAUGUCAACAAUAGAGAAAUACAGCUAUUUAUAUUAUACUGGUGAGGGCAUCACUAACACCCUGAAAAAAAGUGUAGUUGCUGGGGGUUUGCCUAAGAAUUCCCCAAAGGGUCUCAGGAAUUAAAACAUACACUGCUCCACAUCCAGCAGUCCUAGUCAGAAUGACAAGCAAGACUCCAAGUCUCUUUAACUUUAAAUACAUCAACAGGACAGAACAGACCUUUAAGUGCAGAACACUACUAGAAGCAAUCUGUUACAUCUGCCUGUCCUUUGGGAUCUCCAAAGCUUCAGAAGAAGUUAACAUAUGGAAAACACCAUUCCCCACAGGUAGACAACGUGAGUCAGCAGCCCUAGCAUAAGAGUAUAAAUACAAGCAAUGAUCAAGCCUUUCAGCUCCCCUGGAAAUAAGCAGAUCUAGCGUUCAGGCAGGCAGUUACAAAUAAAGUUUCUUACCUUCAGGAAUUCUCCCAUUUGUCUCAAACUGGCUUCCACAUCAUUUUCUCAAAUAUCCGUAAUAAACUGAUCCCAUUUAUUCCUGUUAUUCCUGUUAUUUUGAAAACUGUUAGAUCUUUAUUCUUCAACUGGCCAGAAGCUUGAAGUCCUUGUAUUCAAUGUUUACAUUAAUUGCUUAGCUCUGGUGUUACACUUGAACUUAAGCCAAAUUAAGUGUUUAAAACCCACCACUGACUACUUUGAUGAACGUACUCUUGUUGCAACUUUCCUAUUAAGGAUUAGACAAGCCACACAUUUACUCCUCUACAGAUGCUAUUCUAGUAUGACAGGAAAUAUUCCAGUAAAUAAAAAUAAAUUAACAUUCCACAGGUCUUACUAAUAUAUGUGCAUUUUUAAUAAAAUGAGCACUAGUCCAUUUGUUGUACCUUGGGCUGCUAUUACACAUACUGUUCUGCUCACAACUACGUCAUGGUCAAAGACUCCAUCAUUAGCUACCCACAAUUAUAUCUUUUAGCAGUUAGCCUUUUUUCAAGUCACUACCAGUGACUUUCAGUGUCCUUCAUUAUACAGCUAUCCUGUCAGAGUAACUCAGCUCAAGUUUCCUGUUAGACAAGUCACUUGAGCUAGAACAGCAGGUUUAAUCACAAGGUCAAAAUGUAACUAAAACUGAGGGAUAUGAAAAUUAAGCUUAAAUCACCUUUGAGCAUAUCACUUUUGGUAACUCAUUUGUGUGAGAGAUUCACAGUAUGAACAUUCUAACCCAAUAAAGUGUUAUUGCACAGAAAUAAAGCUACACAAUUUUUUUCCUAAUAUUUAUUUUUUUCACCUGCAAACUGUAGCAAAACAUGAUCAGCUUUAUUAUGCAGACAGGUAUCCCUCUAACAUUAGAGAUUUAGGCAUGUAUAAAUAGAAGAGCUCUUAGGAAAGGAAACAAACCUUCAAUUUAACAUCAUGACUUCCAAUACCAAUGGUUAAAAUGAUGUAGCUCAUUCAUUCCAAGAGAUACAACAGCACCUUAAAGUGGCUGAUCUAUUUCCCAGUAACAUUUUCCACAUAACAAUGUGUUAAAGUUACAAAUACUGAUAUGCACAAAUAGCUAUUUUCUAAGAAAAAUAUGUACAGUACUGCAGCAUAAUGAAUGUGGUAUCUGCAAUAACUUAUUAGCCAAUUUUAAUAUACAUGAUACCGCUACUUUUUACCUGCCAGUUCACAGGUUCAAGGAUGUUACCACAGCCCUCUGUUUUGCACGUUAUUACCUGGGGAGAGGUGUGUGUGUGUGUGUGGAGGGGAGGGGGUGUCGAUUUUCUUUGUUUGGGGGGGGGGGGGGGGGGGGGGGGCGGGUGUUGUUUUUUGUUGUUGUUUUUUGUGUUUUUGUGUG
Molecule: messenger RNA, 5270 nt
Organism: Cygnus olor (mute swan)
Lineage: Eukaryota; Metazoa; Chordata; Aves; Anseriformes; Anatidae
Product: thiamine transporter 2-like
Exons: 6
Coding region: 76-1503 (475 amino acids)
Biological process (GO): vitamin transport; transmembrane transport
Cellular component (GO): plasma membrane
Molecular function (GO): thiamine transmembrane transporter activity
Source: RefSeq, a predicted model, not a curated record